UCGGUAUAAACUGAGAAUCGAAACAGCCCGACAAAAAGAGAGAGAGAGGAAAAACUCUAUUUUUCUCGCUUGCUCUCCGUCGUUUCCGCGUCCUUUCAGGAGAAGAUGACAACAUCAAGGCGUCUCGCGGACAAGAAGACAGCGAAGUUUCAGAAAAACAUCACCAAGAGGGGAUCUGUCCCUGAGACAACUGUUAAGAAAGGAGCUGACUAUCCUGUAGGACCCAUUGUGCUUGGCUUUUUUAUUUUCGUGGUCAUUGGAUCAUCUCUGUUUCAGAUAAUCAGAACAGCAGCAAGUGGUGGGAUGGCAUAAGAUGCCGGUGAUAGCUGACGACUAAGGUGCACUUAAAGUAUAUGAUUUACAUAUGCCAAAUUUGUGUAAACUCAUCUAGGGGAAAGUUAUAGAGAAAACAAUUAGAGUUUGUGUACGACUUAAUGGUAUUGUUGACGAAGUUAAACUAGGUUUUUCAUGCAAUAAAGAGAGAUUUUCUCCAA
This is a messenger RNA of Asparagus officinalis (garden asparagus), 494 nucleotides long. Its product is annotated as stress-associated endoplasmic reticulum protein 2-like. Gene Ontology annotation, cellular component: endoplasmic reticulum. The record is from RefSeq and is a predicted model, not a curated record. The transcript is spliced from 3 exons. Lineage: Eukaryota; Viridiplantae; Streptophyta; Magnoliopsida; Asparagales; Asparagaceae. Gene Ontology annotation, biological process: endoplasmic reticulum unfolded protein response. The coding region runs from base 106 to 312 and encodes 68 amino acids.